Dentiscutata heterogama is the source of this 561-nucleotide messenger RNA. NCBI's taxonomy places the organism in Eukaryota, Fungi, Glomeromycota, Glomeromycetes, Diversisporales, Gigasporaceae. The record is from the annotation of a GenBank genome assembly.
AGUAAAUUAGGUGAUCAAAAUGCACCACCUCUUAUAGCUGGCAUUAAAACUUAUGAUGACGGAACAAUUCUUGUUCAAAUUAUACGAAAUGAAUCAACACAGUCAGGCGAUUGUUCAAAAAUUGGUAGAAUGAGUUUAGAACAGAAAUUAUAUAUUAGGCUUAUUUUUUUAAAUGGAACUGUUAAAGAGAUUGAUCCCAAUUUAAAUUUACAUCCCAUAAAUUAUUGUUUACUCGACAUCAAUAGUACUAAAUAUAAAAUUAACAAACUUGACAAUAAAGUAAUAUAUUUAAAUGAUACUAAAAGCAAUAAAUUAAGAAUUUUGCAUAAUUUAGUUAAUCCUAUUACAAUAUUUCCUUUACAAAAACCAUUCAUUCUAGUAACUUUUGUGAGGACAAAUAAUCCUUCUGAUCUUACAACAUAUGAAGAGUGCAUGAGAGUCAUCGAUUGGGAUGGAAACAUUCGAGGUAAAAAGUGUUUAGAUCCUUUUGAUGGUGCUUGGAUUAAUAGUACAAUUCAGUUAAAUGCAAACAAGAAACUUGGAUUUAUUAGAUUUGUAUGA